Ailuropoda melanoleuca (giant panda) is the source of this 957-nucleotide messenger RNA. RefSeq names its product vomeronasal type-1 receptor 4. The transcript has a single exon. Bases 1 to 957 code for a protein of 318 amino acids. The record is from RefSeq and is a predicted model, not a curated record. NCBI's taxonomy places the organism in Eukaryota, Metazoa, Chordata, Mammalia, Carnivora, Ursidae. Gene Ontology annotation, molecular function: pheromone receptor activity. Gene Ontology annotation, cellular component: membrane. Gene Ontology annotation, biological process: G protein-coupled receptor signaling pathway.
AUGAAUCUGAUAGUGUCAAGUGAUAAUAUUUUGGGAGUAUUCAUUCUCUCUCAAAUUGGGAUUGGUUUUAUUGGAAACACAUUGCUACUGGUGCUACUCAUCAACACCUUCUUGGUCCAGCUACAUACAAAGAAGCCUAUAGAUUUGAUAUUUAUCCACUUGAUUUUAGCAAAUGUCAUGACAAUUGUUUUCAGUGGGAUUCCAGAAGUAAUGAAUGCUUUUGGAGUAAGAAAUUUUCUAGAUGACAUUGGUUGUAAGGUAGUGAUGUACCUGUACAGAGUCACCCGGGGUCUGUCCCUCUGCACCACGUCCUUCCUGAGCAUUGUUCAGGCUAUCAUUAUCACUCCCAGCAACUCUAGGUGGGCAUGGCUCAAACAAAAAUUCUGCACAUACAUUUUUCCUGCCUUCUGUUCUUUCUGGAUCAUCAACAUGCUGAUCUACAGCCGUGUCAUCAUAAGCGCUGUGGCCCCGUACAACAGCACAGAACUUGACAAAUUCUAUUCUCUGAUGUACUGUGUUGGGAAGGAUCCUGAUUACAUUCAGUCAGGCAUCUUUCAAGUGUGCAUGGUCUUACGAGAUCUCCUGUGUGUGUUUCUCAUGAUCUGGGCCAGUGUGUACAUGGUAAAGUUCCUUUUCAAACAUCACAAGACAGUCCAGCAUCUCCACAGGACCAGCCUCUGCCCAAGGCCCUCUCCUGAAACCAAGGCCACCCACACAAUCCUGGCACUGGUGAGCUGCUUUGUUUUCUUUCACUGGAGUAAUUGCUUCCUUACCAUUUAUGUAAGUUAUAAACGUAGUGUAAAAGGGCUAGAGAACAUCACUAUAAUUCUCUCCCAUGCUUAUCCAGUAAUUUGUCCUUUGAUAUUGAUCAAAAAUCAGUACAAACGAUUCUUUCUGAACUGUGCCUUUGCAAAGAUGAGAAUAUCCUCUCAACACACAAUUUCCCUCAACACGUGA